Molecule: messenger RNA, 1296 nt
Organism: Selaginella moellendorffii
Lineage: Eukaryota; Viridiplantae; Streptophyta; Lycopodiopsida; Selaginellales; Selaginellaceae
Product: poly(U)-specific endoribonuclease-B
Exons: 5
Coding region: 134-1264 (376 amino acids)
Molecular function (GO): RNA endonuclease activity
Source: RefSeq, a predicted model, not a curated record
GGAGACGUUUUAUUACACCAGAAGUUCAAGGAACGAUUUUCAAGCAGGAAACCAUGCGUUCUCAAGUGGAAUAUCCGAACGCGUUGGGCAACGCGUGAGCGACAUUUAUGUUGAAGUAAGGCGACGUGAUAGCAUGUCUUCCAGGGUAUCAUCAGAAGAGGGAGCUAUGGAAGGACUUCUCAAGGGACUUAUCAACAUUGGCAUUGAAGCAGUGCAAGAUUUUGCCGCUGGAAACCAAAAUGCGGACAAUUCGCAGUCAAACGAGGCAGAUUCGAGAAAGGAGGAAGAGGAGCAACCGAGAUCCAGGUGGGAUAAGCACAAGCAUCAGCAGGCACCAGAUGAAUACAAGCAAGCUUUCAAGAGGAAUGCAAGCGAUCAGGACUAUUCCGAAGGUGUAGACUCUUCGUCUAUAAACCUCGAACCAACGGACGAGGAACUUAGUGACUACCGCGUUGCUUGCAGCCGGCUUUGGGAUCUCGACAUCGACCGCCUUGUUCCUGGCCGUGACUACGAGAUCGACUGCGGGGAUGGGAAGAGAGUCUACAGCAAGGAGGAUAUGGCUUCCAACGAGCUCUUCAGAUUUGUCAGCCAGGACGUUUUCAAAAGGCCAACUUACGCCAGGUUCUACGCGCUGCUGGACAACUAUCACGCAGAUCAGGAUGUUGCAGAGGAGUUCUCGUCGAGGGAAGAGCAAGAACAGAUAGCUUUCGUGGAAGAGAUAAGCAGGACGGCUCCAAUCCAGUACCUGUUCAAGUACCUGGUUGCAAGCCGGGCCAUCCAGUCGGACAACUGGGAGGAGUUCAAGCGGAUGCUCCAGCGGCUAUGGUUCGAUCUCUACAGGCGAGAUAACACGAGAGACUCCUCUUCGGCGUUUGAGCACGUUUUUGUGGGAGAGAUCAAGGACCGGGAGAACAACGAUGAAGAAGUCUCCGGCCUCCACAACUGGAUCCAGUUCUACAUUGAAGAAGCAAAGGGGAGCCUGGAUUAUCAAGGCUAUAUACUACCAAGGAGGCGUGGUGGUGACGAGCCUGACUCGCAUACCCAGCUUGUCACAGUCCAGUUCACUUGGAAUGGUGCUCGCAAGCCAGCGUCAAGCUCUUUCAUUGGAGUGAGUCCCGAGUUUGAGCUAGCGCUCUAUACUCUUUGCUUCUUCUGUGGUGACGAAGACAAUCAUUUGGUUCUGGGAUCCUAUGGUGUAAACGUGAAGUGCUACAGGUAUGGAAGAAAUCGAAUUGGUUCAGUAUUUCCUAUAGCUGAGGAAUGAAAAGUUUCGUUUCCAAGUCUCUUCACACUUUA